GGUUGGGCUUAAACAACAAGCGAGCCUUCGCACGCCUUCGUUGGCCGAUCGAUCUCCCCGUGGACGGACGGAGGGACCCACCCAUCCACGUCGCCGCUAUUUUCGCGGCGCGCGCGCCGCCGAUCUCCGAUCACCGGCGGCUGGGUGCGAGCCCCGCAACCGCAAGGCGUCCCUGCUGCUACUCCCGCCCGCAUCCUCCCUGCGCCCAACUCCAAUCUCUUCUCCGCCUCCAACUCCAGGAGGUCGCUCUCCUCCUCGCUAAUUUCGCCCGCCUCCGCCGAUUUCCUCGGGGGGAGGGGAGCAGCGGUAGGUGCCGUACGUCUCCGUAACUUUUGUGUGGUAGUAAUUUAUGACCAUGGCGACCUCGCGAGAGGUUUUCAAGUAUCACCCUUUGCCUACACCGGGAGUGGAAAACAGUUUUAAGGAUGAGAUCCAAUCCAAGGUUUUGGGCACGAUAGGGGAUGUGAUGAACUCAUUUGAUCCAAAGUCAUUCCCACAGCAUGUAGAAGGAGCACUGGGAACAGCUGGAAACAUCAUCAAUUCCUUUGAGUCAAAAUUGGCUGAGCACAAGCAAUUUGAUUUUGGUGGCAAAACCAAUUUUUAUGGCUAUGAUUGUGCGGACGAUGGUUGGGGAUCUGCACCCUUGAAGGCAGAUAAGCCGGUAAACCUUAGAAAUCUGCUGGGUGGUUUAAUUGCAAUCAUCAGUCGUGGCGGCAAAAAUUCUGAAAUUCAACCGCCAAAGGACACUAAGUCUAGUGUCGCAUUCUUAGGGUCAGGUAGCGAUGGAGAAACAUUCUUGCACGCCUCAGUCUAUGUGCCAAGUGCUCCACCAUUGCUUGACGAAGAAGCUCUGAAUUACAAUGUGUAUAGGGUUGUGAUUGAAGCAGAACCACCAGAAUGGUUACCUGAUAGUUAUGCUAACUCAUGCAUGCAAUGCGCUGCUUCUUUUACUGUUGUUACUCGUGGAAGGCAUCAUUGUCGAUUUUGUGGAGGGAUAUUUUGUAGGACAUGCUCAAAAGGCAGAUGUCUGUUGCCAGCCAAGUUCCGUGAGCGGAAUCCGCAAAGGGUUUGUGAUGCUUGUUAUGAUAGGCUUGAUCCGUUGCAGAACUUAUUCAUUAAUUCUAUUAGCAAUGCCACACAGACUGCAAAGCAUGAUGUUAUGGAUUGGACUAGUACCAGGGGGUGGUUGAAUUUGCCUAUUGGAUUAACAAUGGAACAUGAGAUUUACAAGGCCGCAAAUUCUGUGAGGAGCUAUAGCCAGAUUGCAAGGCUAAACCCCGAAAGGUCUAUUCCUCAUGCAGUCCUUAGUGGAGCAAGUGGGCUUGCUAUCCUGACAGUUGUAAAAGCUGGUGCACUUCUUACAUACAAACUUGGAACUGGCCUAGUAGUUGCUCGAAGAUCAGAUGGAUCUUGGUCACCACCAUCAGCAAUCGUUUCAGUUGGGUUAGGAUGGGGAGCACAGGUUGGUGCUGAGCUAAUGGAUUUCAUCAUAGUGCUUCGUGGUCUGGAAGCUGUCAGGACUUUUAGCAGCCAGAUGCAUUUUUCUGUUGGGGCAGGUUUAAGUGCUGCAGCAGGGCCUGUUGGUAGAGUGCUAGAGGCUGACUUGAGAGCUGGUGAUAAAGGCUCAGGUGUUUGUUAUACAUAUAGCUGCAGCAAAGGUGCAUUCAUUGGUGUUUCGUUGGAAGGGAACUUCGUUGCAACCCGAAGGGACGCAAAUCUGCGGUUUUACGGCGACCCGUAUCUGACAACCAGCGAUAUUCUCAUGGGGGAUAUGCAGAGACCAAAUGCUGCCAAGUUUCUGUACACAGCGUUGGAUGGCCUGUACUCUGGGCUGAGUCGUUAGGACGAUGUAAAUCUCAACUGUACAUAUUUGCUCUGAUUCUUCUGGCUGUAGGCGUUUUUAGCUAGGCUUAUUGAUUCUUCUAAGUGCUUGCCAUUGUAGCUAGGUCCACUGCUAUCAGUCAAGUUCCAGAUGGCAAGUCAAAACCUCUAUAGUUUACAUGUAAAUAUAUCUUCCUAUGAUACAUACACCGCAUUGUUCGAAGUUUAUCAUCGGAUAUUUGUGGUGGUAUGCAACUAUAGAAGCUGUUACAUGUUACUGUAUCAUGGAUCAUCGAAUUUAAACUAAACUUAGCACUUA
Molecule: messenger RNA, 2140 nt
Organism: Oryza sativa Japonica Group (Japanese rice)
Lineage: Eukaryota; Viridiplantae; Streptophyta; Magnoliopsida; Poales; Poaceae
Biological process (GO): regulation of ruffle assembly
Cellular component (GO): ruffle membrane
Molecular function (GO): metal ion binding; phosphatidylinositol binding
Source: RefSeq, a predicted model, not a curated record